Messenger RNA from Ilex paraguariensis (yerba mate), 829 nucleotides. The record is from the annotation of a GenBank genome assembly. Lineage: Eukaryota; Viridiplantae; Streptophyta; Magnoliopsida; Aquifoliales; Aquifoliaceae.
AAAAUUUGUGUGUGGCUAUGAAGUCAUCCUCACCAUUUCAAUGAGAUCACCCCCAAAAUGCUUUUUGUUUUGUUAAUGUUCUGUCCAAGGAAUUUUUGUCGCAAGCCCAAGUGCUAUAUCCUUCCCUGCACGCUCAAACCACAAAUAUAUAGUCGUGCCUCUAUGUCUGAAUUUUUGGAAUUUGUCAUGUAGGGUUCCCAUUGUCUGUGUACACUGAUUAUAUGAUUCCGAAGCAAUUGAGGUAAUAAAGUGUUACUGUUACCUUUAGAUGCUUCAACCCUUACGUGUUUGGAGCAAGGAGACAUUUUAUCUCCUUAGUACAAAAGAUGCUAGAGGGACCGAUGUGGAUCUUAGCAUUUAUAAGGGAAAGGAUGCUAGAGGGACCGAUGUGGAUCUUAGCAUUUAUAAGGGAAAGGUCCUGCUGAUUGUCAAUGUUGCAUCCCAAUGUGGCCUCACUAAUUCAAAUUACACAGAGCUGACAAAGCUGUACGAGAAGUACAAGGAUCAAGGCCUCGAGAUUCUGGCUUUCCCAUGCAAUCAGUUUGGUGCACAGGAGCCUGGAAGUAAUGAAGAGAUUCAACAGUUUGCUUGCACUCGCUUUAAGGCUGAAUAUCCCAUAUUUGAUAAGGUUGAUGUCAACGGUUCAAAUACUACUCCAAUAUACAAGUUCCUGAAAUCGAGCAAAGGGGGACUUUUCGGAGAUGAUAUAAAGUGGAACUUUUCCAAAUUCCUGGUUAAUAAGGAGGGUCAUGUUGUUGACCGCUAUGCUCCCACGACUUCUCCUCUUAGCAUCGAGAAGGACAUAAAGAAACUACUUGGCAAUGCUUAA